UCGCGAGACUUUGGGCUGAGGGCAUCGCUUUCUGCGGCUCGGAGCGGCGCCAUUUUGGGACGGACGAAGUGAGUGGAGCGAGGAGUUGAGGCGCUUGAAGCGCGCGGCGGAGGGAGAGAGAGACGCCAAAGAAAAAGGAAAUUAAAGCAAAUAAUAAUUUCGGGAAAAGCUUGGUGAGGAUAUUGUCGGGAUUUGGAUUGAGUGACUACUACUACUGCUGCUUUCUAAACCUGGUCGGGACAGGCCGAGAGAAGAGAUUCUUUCUUUCCUUUGCUUGGUGAUUCCUAGAGAUGCUGUCUCUGGUGGCUUGCAGGUCCAUGCUUUUGUGUGCGUAGUUGAAAGCGAGUCCCUAUGAUGUCAGUGGCACAUACUCCAAGGUGACCUGGAUUCCAAACGUGAGCCUGGACAACUUACAGUUUCUUGCCUCAAUUUGUGAAGAACCUGCUGGAUGUUUAUAUGCAACUUCUGCUUUGGUCGAAUGGAAGACUGCUGACUCUAAAAAAGUGGAAUUAAAAUUCAGACACGUUUCUCUUGAAACAAUUUUAAUGCCUUCAGAACCAGUUUGAACAGCUCAUGGACUUUUGAAACUUCCCUCCUCCCAAACUGAAGAAGUCAUCUUGGACUAAUUUUUGCCCAUAUGGAAUGGAUAAUUGCAUAAGCCUAGCCUCUGCAUGUUGCUUUCAAAAAGUAUUUUUACUUUAUAAUUUAGAAAUUUCUGAGGAGAUUGACUCAUUUUGCCAACUAGGAGUACAAGAUUACUUUAAAUGUAGUGUCUGAACAUUUCUGGCAACUUUUACCAUUUUUGAUUUUUUUUUUUUGCAAUGAAACCUGAUUCCUAAUGAAGAGAUUAAGAUCUUUAUUUUUUGUUUACAUUUGUCGCAUUUUUUUGAUGUAGUAAGGAAGCAAUAUGGAAACAUCGAGAUAGCUACUGUGUACAGAUGCCUGAAUUGACUCAUAGAAAUGUAUUUCAACUCCGAUGCAGAAUCUGACUUUGCAGUUCUAUUCUUUGUGUCAUAAGAAGUGUAUAGUGAGAUAUACAUGGAAUAGGAAAGCAUCAACUUUUCAAAAAAUACGACAAGAUUUUAAAAUUAGACCUGUUUGAUUUCUGGAAAUAACUUUGUGGAGUCCUUAAAUGUGAAGAAUGGGUAGCUGAUUUCCAAGGGUCAGACCUGUACUGCAUAACUACGGAUGUAGUAUCUUUAAGGAACUCGAGAUAUAUUGUAAAGGAAACAAACUGGAAAACAAAAGUCAUAGAGAGUUAAUGCCAAUCUGUGCAGUUUUCUUGGAUUUUGUUUAUUUUCAACAGAAUCCAGUGCUGCCUCAAAUAAUAUGUAAGAUGGACAAAACAAUCUAGUUCAAAAGUAUUUGUCAUGAGGUGUUGAAGCCUUAUUUCACUGGUUUGGAGAGAUUGGACCUAAAUGGCGCAGCAUGACUUUGCUCCAGCCUGGCUUAAUUUUCCUACUCCACCAUCAACAUCAAAGUCAUCGCUGAAUUUUGAGAAGCAUUCCGAAAGCUUUUCAUGGACAGAGAAUCGUUACGAAGUUAAUCGUAGACGGCACAACUCUUCUGAUGGAUUUGAUCCUAGUAGUGGCCGUUCAAAUGGAGGGCAUUUAGGAAGAAAAGAGAGAAAUAGCUGGCGUUCCCAAGGUAGAAACGGCACUGAAAAUACAAACCACAGAACAGGAUAUCAUAGUGGAGGUUCACGUGCUCGUACCAGCAGCUUUCAGUCUGGGAAAAGCCAAGGUUUACAUGAAAGCAAUGCAACUGAAUGUGAGAUUCUGAGAAAAGAAGAUAAGGAAAGGCCCAAACAAUUUGAAGCUGAAGACUUUCCAUCCCUCAACCCUGAAUAUGAGAGAGAACCAAACCAGAAUAAAUCAUUAGCUGCAGGUGUUUGGGAGUAUCCUCUGAAUCCUAAAUCUAGAUCUCCACGAAUGCUGGUUAUUAAAAAGGGCAGUACGAAAGAUUUACAGAUAUCUGGCUUCCCUGUGGGAGGAAAUGUUCAUUCACAGUCAGUCAAGAAUGGAACUGGUGCAAGUGUGUAUAAGGGUUUAGUCCCUAAACCUGCUAUUCCACCAGCAAAGACUACUCAGUGGAAAAGCCAAACAAAAGAAAACAAACUGGGGCUUCCAUUUCCUCAUGAAUCUCCUUAUGGUACUGGAAACUUUAGUGCUUUCAAAUCUACUUCCAAGGCUGUUGGAUCGCAGAGUUCAGUGAAAGAGUGCAAUCGGUCCAAUUCUUCAUCCCCUGUUGAUAAACUUGGCCAGCCUCGCUUAACCAAAUUGACACGAAUGCGUACUGAUAAGAAGAGUGAAUUUUUGAAGACCCUGAAACGUGAUCGAGUGGAAGAGGAACAAGAUGAGAAUUGUGUAGAGCAAGAGAAGGAAGAUGAUGACGAUGACGAAUUUAAUUUACAUAACAGCAAUAAUGGUCAUCAAGAGAGGGAUAUAAACCGAAAUUUUGAAAAUGAAAUUUCCCAAGAGAAUAGAAAUGCUGCAAUGAUAUCUCAGCAGAUCAUCCGAUCUUCAACAUUUCCUCAGACCGAUGUCCUUUCAAGCUCACUUGAAGCAGAGCAUCGAUUAUUAAAAGAAAUGGGUUGGCAGGAAGACAGUGAAAAUGAUGAAACAUGUGCUCCACUAACUGAGGAUGAAAUGAGGGAAUUUCAGGUUAUUAGUGAGCAGCUACAAAAGAAUGGCCUUAGGAAAAAUGGUGUUCUAAAAAAUGGCCUCGUCUGUGACUUCAAAUUUAGUCCCUGGAAAAACAGCACUUUCCAACCAACUCUUGAGAACGAAGACACAGAGACUAGCAGCAGCGACACAUCAGAUGACGAUGAUGUGUGAAGAUUGCUUGAGAGCUUCAGGAUUUCUAUCUUGCAUCUUGUGCAGUUUGAGAAUGAAUUGUUCAGAAGAGGGGGAGAACUAUAAUUUUUCAUAGUGAUAUGCCUCAUUGGAGGAAGACUCUUCAGGACUCCUCAUGAAGGAACCUCAGAAUGUGCUGAUGAGCUGUUUCAGAACAUGACUAUUUCUUUGUAAAUGGAUGUUGUAGAAAAUGAGGACUUUGCUCCAACAUAGACUUCCUUCAUCACUGCAGCAUUUCUCUGACUAGCAAUGUGACAAUGUAAGAGAAUGAGGUUUUCUCAUUUAAUAAUAAAAGAAGAUUAUGUAAUGUUUGGCAAGGUUUUUGUCUUAAAACUGUGCAGGUCUAAGGGAGAAAAGGGCACCUUGAUACAGUUUGUUACUGAAACCAGUUUAUUUUACAGUGGAAUUCUCUAAUUUUCACUUUGUGCACCGACAAUAGACAGUAUAGCAUGUUGGCUAAAUAUGGCAAAAGUGCACUAAAACAUCCAUUUCCUGAACUGUUAUAAUUGUUCCACUUCUUGAAACAUACCAGUAAUUCUCCAGCAGUUUGUACUACAAUAAUUAUGGAAAUAUUUGCUUCAAUUCCAAAACUCACAGAAAUGGUGUAAAUCAAAAGCUUUAUUUGGAUGCUGCAAGACCCAGGAAUCUGGAUCCUCCACAAAUGGACACUGAUUCUUGGGAAAAUAAACAUUAUUUUGAUAAAUUA
This is a messenger RNA of Anolis sagrei ordinatus, 3561 nucleotides long. It is a transcript of the gene GPBP1, whose product is annotated as GC-rich promoter binding protein 1. Gene Ontology annotation, molecular function: RNA binding; DNA binding. The record is from RefSeq and is a predicted model, not a curated record. Gene Ontology annotation, biological process: DNA-templated transcription; positive regulation of DNA-templated transcription. Gene Ontology annotation, cellular component: nucleus. NCBI's taxonomy places the organism in Eukaryota, Metazoa, Chordata, Lepidosauria, Squamata, Anolidae.